CAAGAACUAACGACCUACGGGCUACAAGCAAGCCUAGACCCAUCAAAACUGCAAGAAAUCAAUCAUCACUCACUGAAACAAAAUCUUUUCUAAAACUAAAUGAGAGAAGAAGGAAUCAGCUCGUCGGGUGACCCCUUACUCUUCCGCAAUUCAUCUUCUCGUCCUCCUACACCUGCUGCAAGUUCUGCUGGGGCAUCGUCACCUGCGGUUGCCACGAAUGCUGGCAGUACAGACUGGUUGGGUCAUGGCCAGGGAUCCAAAGUGGGUUCCCUAUCCCGAAUCGGUUCACAGCCCAUGUGGAUUUCGUUAAGUGCAAGUGUCGGUGGUUCAGCUCUUGGAUCGUCUCAGCCUUCUUGUAGACCAUGGGAACGAGGUGAUCUGUUAAGGAGACUGUCUACAUUUAAGCCCGCAAAUUGGUUUGGAAAGCCUAAGGCUGCUAGUUCGCUUGCCUGUGCAAGAAGAGGUUGGGUAAACGUGGAUGUCGAUAAAAUCGAAUGCGAGUCUUGCUGUGCCACCCUCAAGUAUGUCGCACCGGAUUCAUGGACUCCUACAAAAGGUGGUAAUGUAGGAGAAGAAUUCGGCAAUCAGCUUGAUGAAGGACACAAAGUAAUUUGCCCAUGGAGAGGAAACAGCUGUGCUGAAAGCUUAGUGCAGUUCCCUCCAACGCCGCCAUCAGCCCUAAUUGGUGGUUACAAGGACCGUUGUGACGGAUUGUUUCAGUUUCUCUACCUACCAAUUGUGGCUGCUUCCACACUUGACCAGAUGAGGGUCUCUAGAGGCCCAGAAAUUGACCGCUUUUUGGUUCAGUCGCAUACUUUCGCCACAGGGGAAUCAGGUUUUAAGGCAGACAUCGCAUCUGGUUCAGAUAAUGCCAGAGAAGAGGCGUUAUGCAUAUAUUCACGUGCCCAGAAGCUGAUAAGCCUUUGUGGAUGGGAGCCGACAUGGGUUCGAAACGUUCAAGACUGUGAAGAGCAUUCGGCUCAAUCAGCUAGAAACGGAUGUUCUUUCAGUCCCAUUACAGAUUGUGCACCACCAGAAGACCGACAUCCUAACAAAAAACUGUUAUCGGCUUCAACCAAAAAGGGUCUCGAUAAGAACGAACAGUUUAGAGGGAGAUCACCUUUGCUCGAAUGUAGCUUAUGUGGGGCCACUGUCAGAAUCUUGAACUUUUUGACUGUCAACCGUCCUGCUCGUUUUGCCACUAAUAUUAACGACGUUCCCGAAACAAGCAAAAAAAUGGCUCUGACCCGUGGAGUGAGUGCAGCCAGCGGGAUAAACGGAUGGGUUGGCACGGACCCCAUGGAGAAAGACCAAAAUGACCUUGAUGAAGCGGCAACCACCGGGGAAGGAAAGUCGAUGUCGAAUAUUGGUGUCGAUUUGGAUCUUACGAUGGGGGGUGGGUUUUCUGGUGGAAAUACGCAGAAAACCGUGGUACCUGAACAUUACGAAGACGUAAAUAUCGGGAAAGAUCUUAUUAUCGGGCAGCCCACAAGUAGCGAGGUCGGUGAUCGGGCAGCAUCUUACGAAUCCCGAGGUCCGAGCACCCGCAAACGGAAUUUAGAUGAAGGUGGGAGCACUGUCGACAGACCACCGCAUGCCAUGAUGCAACAGGCGGAUAGUGUUGAGGGAAUUGUCAUUGACCGUGACGGUGAUGAAGUCAACGACAGUAAACAGUCAUCUGGCCCGUCUAAACGCGCGUGUGAGCGUGAGUCUCAUGUUUUUGAAUCGUAUAAACGAGACUCAUCUGGUGCGGGCCCUAGCCAAACGUUGUAUUUCGAUAUCGAACAAGAUGCUCACUUUCAUCCAUCUGCUAUUGAUUCCACGCGCGCUUCAUCCGUUAUUGCAAUGGAUAUGGUUUAUCAUGAUGAUGAUAACGAUUCAAUGGAAAGCGUCGAAAAUCGUCCCGGAAAUAUCGAUGAUGUUGAUGUUAACGAUCCGUCUGUGUCGGCUUUCAAAAGUCCUGAUCUAAACGACCCGUCAGAUUUAAAUUUUAGUAAUCAAGCCCAGCAGAGUAUCUGUCCCGCUUCGGUUCGGGCCCCGGGUGAGAUCGGGCUUAGCAGCACGAACGACGAGGAGGUAUUGAAUACCGACACUGCCACCGAACACCGGAGGGACGGUGGUCCGAGCCUCGCUAUUAGCGGCGGAAGUGUUGGAAUGGGGGCUAGCCAUGAAGCUGAAAUUCACGGUGCUGAAGCGUCCGUUCACAGGACUGAAAGUGUUGUCGGUGAUAUGGAACCACUGGCUGAAGUGACGGAAAACCAAGGUCAAAACGGUGAAUUUGCUACGGAUCCUGGAGUAAUGGGUGAUUUCGUGCCGGAAGAAAUGGAUCAAGAUCUGAUGUCGAGGUCCGUUGGAAGAGCAGAUAGCGGGUCAAAGAUUGUUGGGUCAACGAAGGCGGAAUCAGUUGAAAGUGGUGAGAAGACUAGUAAUAUGAAUGUUUUAGGGCCUGAGCAGAGCACCCACCCGUCUCUUUCUUGCAAUGCGGUUUUAUGUUCGGGGAUUGAAGCAUCAAAGGAUGAGGUGACACAGGCUGGAAAGUCGUCCCCUAAUGAUGAAUGUGGAUUCACAAAUUAUACGGUUGCCAAUGGGAUAGGUCCUCCAACUGGAGAAAGCAACUUUGAUGAAGCGGUGGAGUUUGAUCCAAUUAAGCAUCAUAAUUUCUUCUGUCCUUGGGUAAAUGGGAAUGUUGCUGCAGCUGGUGUUACCAAAAGUAAUGGUUCAAGUUCUAGUGCUAGUGCUUUAGCCCUUUGUGGAUGGCAGCUGACCUUAGAUGCUUUGGAUGGCUUCCAAACACUUGACCCGAAUCAGCCUGUUGAAUCUGAAUCUGCUGCUUCGUUGUACAAGGAUGAUCGUCAAAUUUCCAGUCGAAAGCGAAUGGCACAACAAUCUCUCAGCAGGAGCCAUGGCCAAUAGCCAUGCUUGUAUCUUGUGAUCUCCAUCAAACAUCUCUGGUCGUGUUACAAGAAGUUCAACCCUUGCCUUUUCAAUUUUCAUGGAGUAUGCUUUAGUAUGUACCUAGACCCCUAUAACAACAAAUUAAACGGUCUGCAUUGCCCUUCUAUCUAUUUCAAGUUUUAUUUCCUUGUUGCUUAUAGCAGAUUAUAAUAACGUGUCUUAUGAGACGCGAUAGGGAUUCACAGAAAGAUAUGGAGUAUUUUAUAUGUAGGAUAAUGACAUUGUUAAGAUGCUAGACACACAUUUGCUUUCUCUUUUCAGUCCAACUUUAUACAGAAGUUGUUAUAAUGGUUGUUUAUUA
This is a messenger RNA of Helianthus annuus (common sunflower), 3256 nucleotides long. RefSeq lists its product as uncharacterized. Gene Ontology annotation, molecular function: zinc ion binding. Gene Ontology annotation, cellular component: nucleus. The transcript has 8 exons. Bases 100 to 2913 code for a protein of 937 amino acids. The record is from RefSeq and is a predicted model, not a curated record. Lineage: Eukaryota; Viridiplantae; Streptophyta; Magnoliopsida; Asterales; Asteraceae.